UUCAUUCAAAGGCAAACUAACCAAUCAGAUUGCACGUUAUUGUGGAGUGGCCAGGUCUGGACGCUCUCCGUGAAGUCAACAUGUCUUCAGAUGGUAAUAAUGGCCAGAGCCAAGCACCUCCUUUUGCUGGGGUCCCAACCUCAGGCAUGCCACCGCCUUUUAUGGGACCACCGGGAAUGCCGCCUCAUUACCCACCAAUGGGAAUUCCACCCAUGGGACAGAGGCCUCCCAACAUGGCUCCCAUGCCGCCUGGCAUGAUGCCACCUGGUAUGAUGCCACCGAUGGGACAGAUACCAGGCAUGAUGCCACCUAUGAUGCCCGGGAUGAUGAUGCCCCCUCACAUGCCUGCCGCGGCGAUGCAGCCAACAGGACCGCCUGGAGUGGACACAACUGUCACUGCUGCGCCUGGAACAGUUGGUACCACAAAUGGCACGCCACAGGAUGACCAACCGAAGAAGAAGUCUGUGUGGACAGAACACAAGUCUAUGGAUGGGAAGACCUACUACUACAACACAGAGACCAAGCAGUCUUCUUGGGAGAAGCCUGACGACUUGAAAUCUCCUGCAGAACAAAUGCUGUCAAAAUGCCCAUGGAAGGAGUAUAAAUCAGACAAUGGCAAGGCGUACUACUACAACUCCCAGACUAAGGAGUCCCGGUGGACCAAACCCAAAGAGCUUGAAGAUCUGGAAGCCAUGAUAAAAGCCGAGGAGAAUGGGACAUCGGAGGUAGGCGCUCCUUGCGCUGUAAUCGCCCCUACCCUUCAGCCUGACAGCGCUGCUGUCAUGGCGACCAUGAUGAUGGAAAUGCCGGUCAUGAUGCCGAUUACAACAGUUUUGGAGGAACAGAUGUCCCAGGUGCCCAUGCAUGUAGCGGAGGUCAGCGCUGAGGCGCCUGUGAACUCCACAGAAGAAGCGGUCGGCAUGGAGGCCUCAGCCAGUAAUGACGCUUCAAAGGACGAGAGGCCAGAGCUGGUGAAGAAAACAUACAAGUGGAACACGAAAGAAGAGGCCAAGCAGGCCUUUAAAGAGCUCCUGAAGGAGAAGGGCGUUUCAUCCAAUGCGUCUUGGGAACAAGCCAUGAAAAUGAUCAUCAAUGACCCACGCUACAGUGCCCUGCCCAAAUUAAGCGAGAAAAAGCAGGCCUUCAAUGCUUACAAGGUGCAGACAGAGAAAGAGGAGAAGGAGGAGGCCAGACUCAAAUACAAGGAGUCCAAGGAAACAUAUCAGAGAUUUUUGGAGAAUCACGAGAAAAUGACAUCUACCACCAGAUACAAGAAAGCAGAGCAGAUGUUUGCAGAGCUGGACGUGUGGAGCACCGUCCCGGAGAGAGACAGACUGGAGAUCUAUGAAGAUGUCCUAUUCUACCUGGCCAAGAAGGAGAAGGAGCAAGCCAAGCAGCUGAGGAAGAGGAACUGGGAGGCGCUGAAGAACAUCCUGGACAACAUGGCCAACGUGACGUACCGCACAACCUGGUCUGAGGCCCAGCAGUACCUGCUGGACAACCCCACCUUCGCAGAGGACGAGGAGCUCCAGAACAUGGACAAGGAGGAUGCUCUGAUCUGUUUCGAGGAGCACAUCCGAGCGCUGGAGAAGGAGGAGGAGGACGAGAAGCAGAAGACUCUGCUGAGGGAGAGGAGGAGACAGCGCAAGAACAGAGAGUCCUUCCAGAAAUUCCUGGACGAGCUCCAUGACCACGGUCAGCUCCACUCCAUGUCUGCCUGGAUGGAGAUGUACCCCACCGUCAGCUCAGACAUCCGCUUCGCCAACAUGCUGGGCCAGCCAGUUUAUGGUGUCUAUUCUGCAGGCUCCACUCCCCUCGAUCUGUUCAAGUUCUAUGUGGAAGACCUGAAGGCUCGCUACCACGACGAGAAGAGGAUCAUUAAGGAUAUCCUGAAGGACAAAAACUUCUUGGUUGAGGUCAACACUAGCUUUGAAGACUUUGGCUCUGUGAUCAGCUCAGACAAGAGAGCCAUGACGCUGGACGCAGGCAACAUCAAGCUGGCCUUCAACAGUUUGCUGGAGAAGGCGGAGGCCCGGGAGAGGGAGCGGGAGAAGGAGGAGGCCAGGAAGAUGAAGAGGAAAGAGGCUACCUUUAAGAGCAUGUUGAAGCAGGCCACCCCGGCCCUGGAACCAGAGGCCACUUGGGAGGGGGUCCGAGAAAGGUUCCUCAAAGAAUCUGCGUUCGAAGACGUGACUCUGGAGUCUGAGAGGAAAAGGAUAUUCAAAGACUUCAUGCAUGUCUUGGAGCACGAGUGCCAGCAUCAUCACUCCAAGACCAAGAAACAUUCCAAGAAGUCCAAGAAGCACCACAGGAAGCGCUCCCGCUCCCGUUCUCGAUCACGAUCGGGCUCGGAGUCUGAUGGUGAAGACGAUUAUCACAACAAGAAGAAGAAGCGCUCACAGUCCAAGUCCCCGUCCGAGCGCUCCUCCAGCGGUGAAUCUGAGAGAAGUUAUAAGAAGUCCAAGAAGCACAAGAAGAAGGGGAAGAAGAGGCGUCACAAGUCGCAGUCUCCUGAAUCUGAAGGCGAACGAAAAGAUAAAGGAAGAGAGAGGGACAGCAAGCGUGAGAAGGACCAGGAGAAGGAGAAAGAGAGCGACAAGUCCCGGGGGAAGAGUCGCUCUGACUCUAAGCAGAAGUCGCCUAAAAGGAAAUCUACCAAGGAGGAGAUGUCUUUCUGUAGGGUGGCUGGGACACAUCAGGCAGCGAGCUGAGUGAAGGAGAGCUGGAGAAGAGGAGGAGGACUCUACUAGAACAGCUGGAUGCUCCUUGAUGUUCCGUUUCUCCUCAUGCUUUCUUCACUUCAUCCAACAUGCAUUCCCCCUAGUGCUUCCUUUUCAGCGUAAUGCCACACAUGCUUGGACAGGUGCUGCAAAAUUCUGGUAAAUUUCCCCUAAAUUCUGGUAAAUUUUCAGGAAUUCCCAUUUGGGAGAUUCUCCUAAUUCCUGUCAAUUCUGGGGAGUUUACCAGAAUUUCGCAACCCUACUUUGACUGUACGUAAACGAUUCCCUGUAUGUUUUGUAUAAUGGGAAUGAAUCCGCCACACCAGCACAAGAAUGCUGGGUACAUAUUUUCUUUGUUUCCUUACAUAAUGGGAAGUGGUCACCGGCUGAGUUGACUACUUUAUCAGAGUACGGUCUACUAAGUUGAAAUGUUGCCUUUGAUAAUGCCCUUUCUCUUUGUAAUUUGUAGAAGUUUUUCUUUGCUACUAGUUUGAUAUCUAAAUGGAUGAGAAGCGCAUCUUAACAUUGCUCUUUACGGUGACUUUGCCCUGCAGUUCAUUUUCUUAGUUUGAGUCCCAAAUGCCACCAUAUUCCCAUUAUAAUGCACUACGUUUGACCAGGGACCAUGGUCAAAAGUAGUGCACUCUAUAGGGAAAUAGUUUUUCACUGUUUGUCCCAAAGUCCGUUUGAAGAAUCCAUGUUUUAUGUUCUGUACAUUUGAUUUAAAAAAACAACUGGUAAAUGUCUCUGAAACAAGACAUUUUUAAAUUAAUCUUACGUUUAGGAUUGGUUCGAUCAAUUUUCAUUGGAGGAAUUGAGAAAGUCCUCAUGACCUGAUCUAUAAAUGUAAUAAAAUAGUUGACAUGGA
Molecule: messenger RNA, 3588 nt
Organism: Salvelinus sp. IW2-2015
Lineage: Eukaryota; Metazoa; Chordata; Actinopteri; Salmoniformes; Salmonidae
Source: RefSeq, a predicted model, not a curated record